ACGGCGUCGGGCCUCCAGUACAAGGUGCUGAAAUCCGGGACCGGGCCCGCGGCGUCGCCGUCGGCGCGCGUCGUCGCGACCUACACGGCGCGCCUCCCGCACAACGGCCAGGAGCUCCCGCCGGGCACGCCCCUGCACCGGCGCGAAAAGCCGACGACGCCGGCCUACGGCGCGCCGGCGCUCGUGCCGAACCGCGUCAUGAAGGGCCUCGCGGAGGCGCUCGGCCUCAUGCGCGCGGGCGACGCGUGGGAGCUCGUCGUGCCGCCGAAGCUCGCCUACGGCGCCGCCGGGUCCGGCACGGCCGUGCCGCCGAACGCCAUCCUGCUCUGGACCGUGGAGGUCGCCGAGGUC
Molecule: messenger RNA, 351 nt
Organism: Aureococcus anophagefferens
Lineage: Eukaryota; Pelagophyceae; Pelagomonadales; Pelagomonadaceae
Exons: 1
Biological process (GO): protein refolding
Molecular function (GO): peptidyl-prolyl cis-trans isomerase activity
Source: RefSeq, a predicted model, not a curated record